Planococcus citri (citrus mealybug) is the source of this 1685-nucleotide messenger RNA. RefSeq lists its product as uncharacterized. The transcript is spliced from 9 exons. The record is from RefSeq and is a predicted model, not a curated record. Lineage: Eukaryota; Metazoa; Arthropoda; Insecta; Hemiptera; Pseudococcidae. Bases 157 to 1503 code for a protein of 448 amino acids.
ACCGCCUUCUUUCUUUACGAAAACUGUUUUAUUUACAUUCUGAAAUUUUCCAAAUCUGAAUCUGAUAAUUCGCGAAAUCAAAGUUCAAAUAAAUCGCUAUAAAUAAUUGUUGCAUUUAAAUAAUGUGAUUUAUUAUUAAAACUGUGUUAUCUCAUCAUGAACGAAAUACCUUCCGACUCAUAUUUUGAAAAUAUUCAAUUAAUCAAACUGGUAUCUUCGGCCGAAGCUUUGCUGCAACAACUGUAUAAACUGGUAUCGUUCGAAGAGCAGCAGAUUAUUGAUCAAUGGCUAUGCUUCAAACGGGAAUUCGAUCAUUGCUCUAGCACCAAAUUCAACUUAAAUCCGGACACUGAUGAAAAUUCAAUCGAUGACAAUGCCUGUAGUCGAGAUGAUCAUAAAUCAUACUCAUCUGAGGAGGUCUAUUCUGAAGCUAGCAUAGAAGAGAUAAAUAGUGAACGAGAAGACGACUCGUCAGAUGAAAAUUCUGAUCCGAAUUUACUCAGUUCUGGUUUCGAGUCCGAAUCGCAUAAUGAUUUGGACGCGUAUUCGAGAAAUUUCAAAAUGUACACCGAAUCUCUUGUUAGCAGUUGGUUUAAUAAUAUGAACCUCGAUUCUGAAAAUUCAUGCGGUGAUCAUAUCUCCAAUCAGUAUUUUUAUCCAACUUCUCAAAGACCUUUCACGUAUCAUCCGAAUCUUCCCAUGAAUAUGACGAAUAACGCUUUUUUGGAAUUUAACGAUAUGUCCGAUUCUCGUUUCUGCCACUGUUGUGCUAAUGGAAUAGGCAGCUGCCAUUUAAUUCUAUCGUUACCUGUGGAAGAACAAAUCGCAUAUGUGAGGGAAUUAAAGACACCUUUAAUACAAUCUUGUCAUCAGAUAACUAGUCAUACCAAACGAUGCGAUUUUGAGAGUAAAAGUAAUGAAGAUUUGAUCAUGUUACAAGAAGUUCUCGAAGCCAUCGAUAUAACAAUAGAGAUGAAAAAUAACGAUUUCUUGGCCGAAUUUGAGCUUGAAAAGUUCAAAGAAAAAAAUCAUUUGGCGUAUUCUUCUAUGUUUGAUUGUUUUAAAAUGUUAUCUUCCAACGAAAUGCAUUACUUAUUCGUUUGUUUUUUAAAUAAAACGGUGACGUUGAGAGAAAAUAGCUCGAAUUUGGAUAAAUUGAUUUUACAAUUAGACAAUACUAUCGUAGAUAAAGAAAUAAGAUUAAGAUACUUGAAUAAAAGUUACAUCAAGCUUCGUGAUGUUUGCAUAUCUCUGAAAAAUAAGUCUAAAAAUGUUCCCGAAGAACCUGUACCUGAUAAUCUAGAAGCCAUAAUUAAUGUUAAUAAGAAUCAGCCUAUUUCGGAGAACAAUGCUAAAGAUAAAGCUGGAUGUUCGCAGUUACCUUCAUCAAGUACGAUACCCAACAAAAGCAUCAAAGCAUUGCAUCGAAGUAGUUUAUCUAAAAAUUUUGGUGUCACCUGCCAGGGCAAAAAAUUAAUUAUACAAGAGGAUAAAAAUUCCUAAAAUUCAAUGUCGUUCAGCAUACUGUUUCAAUUUAUGUAUUUUGCUGAGAAUGUGUUCAAAUUUUUUGUGUAAGACUGUUUCGAUUUUUUCCUAGUUGUUGAUAUUUUUUCAUUUUAAUACCUACAUGUACAAUGUUGGUGCAUUUAUUUAUAUUUCUUAUAAAGAAUCAUUCGAGUUUUGAA